UUUUUAGAUGUGUAAGACCGUAAAAUUCAAUUCUUUCACUUUGGAAAUGGGAACUGAGUCUGACUGACCAACAGAGGGCGUCUUCUUCUUCUUCUUCUUCCUCCAUAGCCGUGGACGUUAAGAAAGUUCAUUCAACCCUUUUGAACGUCUCUUCCCUUUCUCGAUCGGACCGAUUAUAAAUCCACAUUCUAGUUCUUCCCACCCUUUUGCACGUAAAUCCAUUCCCCCCCCUCUCUCUAUCCGCUUAUUCCAUCUCGAAACAUCAACUUUUGCCUUGUUGUCUUUAAAACAGAGUUCUUGAUUUUGUGUACAGGGCCGAAUACCCAGGUUCCUUGUUCUUCUUCAUUGUCCUCUUUAAGCCAGAAUUCAAACUGGGUUCCCCAAGAAAUCGAGAACCGGGAAAUUCCUGAUUAUUAUCUUAAUACGUUUCUUAGAAUUUUUUGCUCGGGGAAAGUUGACUUUUUUAUUCCUUGGGAAAACACACGACUUGGGACGUCAAGAGUUGUUAUAUGGGGUUGCCACCUUGCCCUGUAUGAUGGCGAUGCUCGCAUGUUCAAGAUGGUUCUGUGAUGCUUGUCUUUUUCCCUGGUAAUCUCCUGUUCGACAUCGUCACUGUUCCAUUGAUGAGAAACUGCAGUUUCGGUCGUGACAUUGAAUGAACCAAGAUAGGAUCAAGAAGAAGAAGUCGUUCUCUAAGAAAGUCAUGGCGAUGAAGAAUUGGAUUGGAACAAGGUUGAAGAGGAAUCUGAGCGACUCCCCCUAUCAACAGCCGGGCUUGGUACUUGAGAGUUCUUGUCUCGGGGGAACUGGGCGAAUGCCGAUAGAUCGAAAUGUUCAAACUUUCAGGAUUUUUGUAGCAACAUGGAACGUUGGAGGCAAAUCUCCUCGUGGAGGCCUGAAUUUAGAUGAAAUUCUUCGAGUCGAUGAUCCGUCAGAUAUAUAUGUGUUGGGUUUUCAGGAAAUCGUCCCAUUAAAUGCUGGGAAUGUGCUUGUGAUUGAAGACACUGAACCUGCAGUGAAGUGGCUCGCACUGAUAAACCAGUCACUCAACAAACCGCAUAAUGAAGCUUAUAAAGGACUGAAAGCUAGCCCUGCUAUUACCAGUUCAGUUUUCUUCCCAAAACCUUCCCUUAAGAAGAUCAGUAAGCCCUUUAGGACGGAGAGUAGAAGGCGGCUUAAGGCUUGCAAUUGUCCAUCUGAUUUAGAGAGGAAAAAUAGUAAAGAUCUCUGCUUUCGGUGUCAACAGCCAAAUGUAAGCGAAGACGACAUCUCUUCUGAAGAGGAAGAUGAUGUAUCGAACGGUUUUGAGAUAACGGAGAUUUCAGCUGCUUCCGUCGGUAAUCAGAUGAAGUACGGUCUCAUAGCGAGUAAGCAGAUGGUUGGAAUUUUUGUCACGGUAUGGAUGAGAAGAGAGCUCGUGCAGCACGUCAGCCAUUUAAGGAUCUCGUGCAUUAGCCGUGGGAUCAUGGGAUGUCUCGGUAAUAAGGGCUGCAUUUCAGUUAGUAUGUCAUUCCAUCAGACUAGCUUUUGCUUUAUAUGCAGUCACCUGGCAUCUGGGGAAAAGGAAGGCGACGAGCUCAGGAGAAAUUCGGACGUGACAGAAAUUCUCAAGAACACUCAGUUCCCAAAGAUAUGCAGAGUCCCUAACAGCAGGAUACCGACGAAGAUAUUAGAACACGACCGGGUCAUUUGGUUGGGCGACUUAAAUUACCGAAUAUCUUUGAGCUAUCCCGAGACUAAAAGGCUUAUGGACUGGAAUGAAUGGGAUGCACUGCUCGACAAAGAACAGUUGAAGAUCGAAAGGGAGGCAGGCCGAGUGUUCAAGGGAUGGAAAGAGGGAAAGAUCUCCUUUGCGCCUACUUACAAGUUCUCGUACAACUCAGAUGCCUAUGCAGGAGAGAACGUGAAGUCGAAGGACAAAAGGAGAACUCCCGCAUGGUGCGACAGAAUACUAUGGCACGGAAAUGGGAUACGGCAAAUGUUUUACCUUCGAGGAGAUUCCCGGUUUUCAGAUCACCGCCCGGUUUGCUCAGAAUUUUUUGUGGAUGUUGUAGUUACCGAGGCUGGAACAAGGAGAGUAACAUCCGGUCCUAACAUGAAGGUUGGAGCUGAAGAACUUCUACCCCCGAUCAGCAGAUAGGGGUCGAUACAAAAUGAAGUCGGAAUUGACCGCAUCCCUCUUCAAAGUUGAAGAUGAAAGUUUUGCCAAUUUCCCAAGAUUAGUAGGAGCAAAUGCACUCAUAAUGGUACAUUUUCUUGUUUAGCAAGCUAAACCAUUUGGGGAUUCUUCGCAAUUGUACGUACGGAAUCGAUCAUAUGAUAGCAAUGGGAAUUUGUCAGUUGCAAACGAAAUGCAAUUUCAUG
Rhodamnia argentea is the source of this 2364-nucleotide messenger RNA. Its product is annotated as type I inositol polyphosphate 5-phosphatase 10. Lineage: Eukaryota; Viridiplantae; Streptophyta; Magnoliopsida; Myrtales; Myrtaceae. Gene Ontology annotation, molecular function: phosphatidylinositol-4,5-bisphosphate 5-phosphatase activity; inositol-polyphosphate 5-phosphatase activity; phosphatidylinositol-3,4,5-trisphosphate 5-phosphatase activity. Gene Ontology annotation, biological process: phosphatidylinositol dephosphorylation. The transcript has 11 exons. The coding region runs from base 656 to 2140 and encodes 494 amino acids. The record is from RefSeq and is a predicted model, not a curated record.